This is a messenger RNA of Triticum dicoccoides, 1720 nucleotides long. Its product is annotated as molybdate transporter 2-like. The transcript has a single exon. The record is from RefSeq and is a predicted model, not a curated record. Gene Ontology annotation, biological process: molybdate ion transport. Gene Ontology annotation, molecular function: molybdate ion transmembrane transporter activity. NCBI's taxonomy places the organism in Eukaryota, Viridiplantae, Streptophyta, Magnoliopsida, Poales, Poaceae. Bases 66 to 1430 code for a protein of 454 amino acids.
CCAUUUCUAUACUCAGCCCCCACCCACAGCAGUUGUGCUCUGCGGUCGUGCAGCUGCAGCCGGCCAUGGCAUCCUCCGCCGGCGAUCCGCUGCUCCCGGCCGAGCCGCCGCACCGGCGGCGGUUCCUCCCGCCGUCCAUCCGGCUCAAGACGUCCGUCUGGUCGGAGCUGGGCGGCGCGGUGGGGGACCUGGGCACCUACAUCCCCAUCGUGCUGGCGCUGUCGCUGGCCUCCCACCUCGACCUGGGCACCACGCUCAUCUUCACCGCGCUCUACAACUUCGCCAGCGGCGUGCUCUUCGGGAUCCCCAUGCCCGUGCAGCCCAUGAAGUCCAUCGCCGCCGUCGCGCUCUCCUCGGCGCACCUCACCGUCCCGCAGAUCAUGGGCGCCGGCAUCGCCGUCGCCGCCAUCCUCCUCUUCCUCGGCGCCACGGGGCUCAUGACCUGCCUCUACCGCGUGCUCCCGCUCCCCGUCGUCCGCGGCGUGCAGCUCUCCCAGGGCCUCUCCUUCGCCUUCACCGCCGUCAAGUACAUCCGCUACGACCAGGACUUCUCCCGCUCCUCCUCCGCCUCCACCUCCGUGGAGCGCCCCCUGCUCGGCCUCGACGGCCUGCUGCUCGCGCUCGCCGCGCUGCUCUUCAUCCUCCUCGCCACCGGCGCCGGGGACGACGACGAUUCAGCCAUCAACGGAGCCGACGGCCGCGCCGCCACACGCCGUCGCUCCUGCGGCCGCGUCCCGGCGGCGCUGAUCGUGUUCGCGCUGGGGCUGGUGCUCUGCUUCGUGCGUGACCCGUCCAUCUUCCGCGGCCUCCGCUUCGGGCCGGCGCCGCUGGGGCUGGUGAAGAUAACAUGGGACGAUUUCAAGAUCGGGUUCUGGCAGGCGGCCGUGCCGCAGCUCCCGCUGUCGGUGCUCAACUCGGUGAUCGCCGUGUGCAAGCUGUCGUCGGACCUGUUCCCGGAGCAGGCGGAGCUGUCGCCGGCGAGGGUGUCCGUCAGCGUGGGGCUGAUGAACCUGGUGGGGUGCUGGUUCGGCGCCAUGCCGUGCUGCCACGGCGCGGGCGGGCUGGCGGGGCAGUACCGGUUCGGCGGCCGGAGCGGCGCGUCCGUGGUGUUCCUGGCCAUGGGCAAGCUGGCGCUGGGACUGGUGUUCGGCAACUCGUUCGUGACGAUCCUGGGGGAGUUCCCCAUCGGCAUCCUGGGGGUGAUGCUGCUCUUCUCGGGCGUGGAGCUGGCCAUGGCGUCGCGCGACAUGGGGAGCAAGGAGGAGUCGUUCGUGAUGCUGGUCUGCGCCGGCGUGUCGCUCACCGGCUCCAGCGCCGCGCUGGGGUUCAUCGCGGGCGUCGUGCUGCACCUGCUGCUGCGCCUCAGGGAGGUGGAUUGCGGGGAGCUCGUCGGCCGGCUGAGGGCCAGGCGGUAUCCCUGGUUGCUGUAAAUUACUGAAUUGAAUGCUUCCUGCGUUGCAUCCCGGUAUAGGGAUUAUCCAUUUGUAUCUAUAUCUGUAGGAAAGAAGAUCACAUCUGUAGUGAUUUCUAUCAGGCAAAUACCCUGCUGGCUGCUGCGGUAGGAAAAUUUGACUGCAUAAACAGGUGACUGUCCUGAUGACUACUUUGGUAGAACAAUGUUUCGAAUGCUGCAGAGCAGAGGCUACUCCAAACAGUGGUCAUGCUCACAGACACAUGGUCCAUCUCUAACGGAAUAAGAAUAGAUGGUGCUGAAGUAUCA